This is a messenger RNA of Mercenaria mercenaria, 3705 nucleotides long. RefSeq names its product proto-oncogene vav-like. The coding region runs from base 30 to 2825 and encodes 931 amino acids. NCBI's taxonomy places the organism in Eukaryota, Metazoa, Mollusca, Bivalvia, Venerida, Veneridae. The transcript has 26 exons. Gene Ontology annotation, cellular component: cytoplasm. Gene Ontology annotation, biological process: cell migration; intracellular signal transduction; regulation of GTPase activity. Gene Ontology annotation, molecular function: protein binding; guanyl-nucleotide exchange factor activity. The record is from RefSeq and is a predicted model, not a curated record.
UUACAAAAACUGACGGAAAGAACAGAAAUAUGGCGGCCGACGAGUGGAGGUUGUGUGUGAAUUGGCUCGUUCAGUGUAAAAUUUUACCUGAUGAUCACCGAGCUACACAUUCCGAAGCUCAAGCUUUUGAUCUAGCCCAGGCUUUGAGAGAUGGAGUACUGCUGUGUCAUCUUUUAAAUGCACUGAAAGCGUACUCGGUUGACGUGAAAGAUUUCAGUCCCAGGCCACAAUUGUCGCAGUUCCUGUGUUUGAAGAAUAUUCGUACAUUUCUGGUGACAUGUGAAAAAGUGUUCAAGAUUGACAGUCGAGACCUGUUUGAACCUCCAGACCUUUUUGAUGUAAAGAAUUUCCGCAAGGUUCUACACACUCUAUCAAAGCUUUCUAAAACAGAUAUUGCACAGAAGAAAGGGAUCAGAGGGUUUCCACCACACAAUGAUAAUGCUGAACCAGAGGAAGAUAUCUAUGGCAACCUGUCUGACAUGGCCAUAGACCAUGACAUUGAGGACAACGAGGACUUGUAUGAUUCUGUAUACCAAGAGGGUGGUGACGAUGAAAUAUACGAGGAUCUUUGCUCAACCAAACGUACCCGACAUAAACAUUCACGCGUCAGUAGUACAACUAGCGUGUCAGAAUUACCACCACCACAAACAAAGAGAGAUUAUUGUAUAAAAGAGAUGGUAGAUACAGAAAGAAACUAUGUAGAUGCCUUGAGAAUGAUUGUUCAGCAAUUUAUAAAGCCAUUAAAACAAGUGAUAUCCCAUACAGACAAGGAAAUUAUCUUUUCACAGAUUGAGAACAUGCUAGAAGUACACACAGGUUUUCAUGCUGAAUUACACAGAGCAUGUACGACAGAUAGACCAAAAAUACAUGAGGUUUUUAUCAAAUGGAAGCCAAAGUUUCUGAUCUAUGGUGAUUACUGUUCAAACUUGCCUAAAGCGCAAGAACACAUAGAAGAACUGACCAAGAAAAAUGAACAAGUGAAGGACACAAUUGAGGAUUGUGAAAGACAAGCUAAUGAGGCAAGAUUUCGACUGCGAGAUCUCUUACAUGUUCCAAUGCAGAGAGUUCUUAAAUACCACCUUCUGUUACGGGAACUGAUAAAGAAUACUGACCGGACACAGAAUGAUGUAUCGUUCCUACAGCAAGCCCUCGAGGCAAUGCAGGACCUCUCCUUAUAUGUAAAUGAGGUGAAACGGGACAAUGAGGCCCUGGCACUGAUCCAAGAAAUACAGAAUAGCAUCACAGAUUUACAAAUGCCACAGAAUACUUCAUUACGUGAUUAUGGACGGUUACAAAAAGAUGGAGAACUGAAGGUGCGAAGUCAUGUAGAUAACAAAGUUAGACAAAGAUACAUUUUCCUGUUUGACAAAGUAAUGUUAAUGGGCAAAUCAAAGAUAGUGGACAAGUUUCUCUGGGGUGAGACAUAUAGUUUCAAAGAAGCAAUAGUUUUAGCAGAAUAUAAAGUAGAUAGUACUCCAGCCACCAAAGACGGAAACAGACGCCCAGAUAAGUGGAACUGUUCCUUUCAAAUAGUGAAGCAGGACAAUUCAAUGGCAUACACCUUCUUUGCUAAAACUGAAGAGAUAAAAACAAAGUGGAUAGAGGCAAUAAACCUUGCUCUGGAUAAUACCCAACCAGCUGCAGGGAAGAAUUUUAUAAUGACAACGUUCAAUGAACCCAAGGUCUGUGAUAUUUGUGGAAAACUCCUGCGUGGGGUAUUCUUCCAGGGUUAUAAAUGCCCAGUAUCCAAUAUAUGUGUACAUAAAGAAUGUAUUGGUAAAAAGAAACAGGAGCAACCUCCAGUGACGCCACACAGAAGAGGAGAAAAAUACAAGGCCAAAGUAGAAUAUCAGGGAAUACCGAAUCCUGGGGCAAGGCGACGUGUGUUACCAUUCAAAAUAAAUGCCACAAUAGAGGUUACACAGAAAGAUCAUGAUUGGUGGAAAGGAACAUGUGAUGGUGAAGAGGGCUGGUUCCCUUCACAGUUUGUGGAGGAGGUUAGACAGCAGUUAAGGCAGUCAAAACAGUCAAAGCGUGCUCGAAGACCCGGGACGGCAGACUCUGGGUAUAUGCCUGUAGUCAUUCAACCAGGAGUACAAAAAGUGAAAUUUCCAAAUGAGCCCAUUCAUCCAGCAUUACGUAAAGUGAAAUUUAAAUCUGAAGGUUUUGACGAAUUUGAUUGGUAUGUAGGUCCUUUGGCUCGGGAUCAGGCUGGUGAAAAAUUAAAGAGAUUACCUGAUGGUGCCUAUUUAGUGCGAGAUAGUGAGAACCCACAACGGAAAGGCAAUCCUGCAUUGAGUAUAAAGUAUUCAGGAACAGUUCGGCACAUCAAGAUAGAGAAAAAUUCAGAAAACAUGUACUAUAUGGCUGACACUAGAUUCUUUCAUUCAUUACCUGAGUUGAUAGACUUUUACCAGAACCACUCAUUAUCUGACAGUUUUCCAGAAGUACAAACCAAUCUCCUGUAUCCAUAUAAAUCUGCGGUCAGCAAUCCAUCAGAGGCAAACGAUCAUGAUGUAUUCAACAACUUUGCUGACUUAAGCCUAAGUCAUGGAGCCACCAAUGGCAUAACAACGCCUCUCAGAGUUGCACUGCCACCCAAGCCCGAGCUUUCUACAGCGGGUCAACGGGUAUUGAGUUAUGCUACUGCAGUAUACGACUAUGCAGCAACAGCCACAUCACAGAUCAGCUUAAAAGCAGGAGAACGUGUUGCCGUGUUGAGUAAGACAGGCAGUGAUAAAGGCUGGUGGAAAGGCGAACAUUGCGCAACACACAGAGUGGGGUAUUUCCCAUUCGCCUAUGUGAGAGAAGAAGAUGAGGAAUGAUAAUAAAUACACCACCCGAUAGUUCACCCUACAGUAAACAGUUCACUGGACAGCCAUAUAAACUGAUUUCCAUGAAAUUUGGACUUGUUUCACCAAGUUGUGUGAAUAAAUUAUCCAUCUUGUGGCCAUACAGACAUACUUAACUUGUUAUGUGCACUGCGCUUCCACUGUAGAGCAGACACUGUUGAGAAAAGUGAAACUUGUGUGUUACUUUUAUAAUGAAGUUGGGUUGGUUGGAAAGAAAAUACCUGAUUUUAUAUAGAGAUGUCUACUGUUUAGAGGUGUCAUAACAGAAGUUAUAUCAAAUAUUAAACUGAUAAAUUCUGAUAUUCUGAUUCAAUCAAUUUGACUGGCAUGGAAAAGAGAAGAGAAAUAUUCAACAAAGGCUUGGUCAUGAAGAAACUUGUAUGUUAUUUCUACACUGAUACAUCAAAAGCUGGACUGUGAAAUCGCGAAGAGCUCUUGUUUAUUUUGCUUGGCCUUCAGAUAAGACAGUAUGAUAAAAUAAAUUGUAACCUGAGAUUUUUACAUGAUCAUAUUGAAUGCUAAGGUUAUUUUGUAUCGGAGACUAUAAUAUACUGUCGGUAUGUCAUUAAACUUGAAACCAAGAAAAAGUAUCCAAGAAAUAUUCAUGUUUUAUAAGAACGAUGACAUGAUGUGUGUAAAUAUCAACAUUUAUAAUUCCUGUAUGGUGUUAAAUUAAGAAAUGCUUUGGACUACUUUUUCUCAGCCCUCAAGCUUAGAGAUCAUUACGAUGAAAAUGCUGCAAGUUCCUUGUUCAGUUGUCAACAGAACUGAUAAAACAUUGAGUCAUCCUUCAGUGUGUCCAGUUUGUAGGUGGAGAAAUUGAAGGUACAUGUAUUUGACCAAUGAUAUAUUA